Messenger RNA from Drosophila mauritiana, 1028 nucleotides. RefSeq lists its product as uncharacterized. The transcript has 2 exons. Bases 79 to 1011 code for a protein of 310 amino acids. NCBI's taxonomy places the organism in Eukaryota, Metazoa, Arthropoda, Insecta, Diptera, Drosophilidae. The record is from RefSeq and is a predicted model, not a curated record.
ACUGGCCAAAAGCCAAACACAUUUUUGUUUGAUAUUUCGGCAGAACUUUGCCAUUUUUUAUUAAUUUAUAGCGUAAAUAUGAGUUUAUCCAGUAUAAAACAGAAAGAAGUGAAGGGCAAAAAGAAAGUACUGCCCAAACUGCGCAAUAUUCUGGCCAAUCCUUACAAACAGCACAGCCCUGUUUUAUCGGAGCAGGAAGUGCAGCAGUUUCGCCAGAUACUGCAGAAUGCAAUUAAAAGCAGCGACGGAGAGACCAAAUCGUUUGCCACUCGAUUUGGCAUACAUCUCGGCCUGGAGAGCUCCUUGCGCGCCAUAAACUCGCGGCGUUUCUCCUGCCUAUUGAUUUCCUUGAGCCUGCGACCAACUCACCUCAUGCGUUUAAUGGCCACCAGUGCAUCAGUCAAGAUGCCCACGGCACCCAUUUACGCGCAGCCAAAACUGGAGGAGCUUACCCAGGAAAUCUUUGGAGUAAGGGCGCUUGCCUUGGCCUUGCCCUUAGAUAUGAAAGCUAUAAGCGAGGACUUGGAACAGUGGAUUACUGCCCGGAACAGAACACCUACACCUGCCAAGAAGAUAGCCCCGAAAACGCACAAGAAACCCAAGAAGAAACCCGAAAUAAUCCAACCAGCCGAAGAGGAAAAAAAGGCGCAGCUCCCAGUGGCUGAAAAGAAGGAUUGGGGUGAUGAUUUCAUAUCCUGCUUCUCGGACGAACCCUCUGUAAAGUUGGACCGCGUGGAUGUCCAGGUAGAGACCAGAAAACUGGGCAAUGCCCUCAGUAAUUUGGCCAUGAAAGCCAAAAGCAAAAAGCCGGUAGCAGAUGUCAAAAAUAACCCAGUUAAAAAGGAGAAGUCGCCCAGUCCAGAGCCCAUGGAAGUGGAGGUGGAGCCAGAUGAUGAUGAUUUUCUGCCUGCAGAUCUGCACAACUAUCGCCCUCUUACUGUCCACCAAGUGCGUCCUAAUCCCGACAAGAAACCCAAAAAGAAACGAAACAAAAAGUCAACCAAGUCCUAGAGAUGGUUGGCAACGCC